Guillardia theta CCMP2712 is the source of this 1542-nucleotide messenger RNA. RefSeq lists its product as hypothetical. The transcript has 3 exons. The record is from RefSeq and is a predicted model, not a curated record. Lineage: Eukaryota; Cryptophyceae; Pyrenomonadales; Geminigeraceae. Bases 7 to 1542 code for a protein of 511 amino acids. Gene Ontology annotation, biological process: IMP biosynthetic process. Gene Ontology annotation, molecular function: N6-(1,2-dicarboxyethyl)AMP AMP-lyase (fumarate-forming) activity.
AGAAGGAUGUCGACACAGCUGCACGCCAUUGGGCCCCUGGACGGGCGAUAUCGCAACCGCCUCCAGCAGGUUUCAGACCAUUUCUCUGAGUUCGCCUACAUCAAGUACCGCGUGCAUGUUGAGAUCGAGUACUUCAUCGCGCUGCUCUCCAUGCAGCCUCCCCUCCCCCAGCUCGCCGAGGUCCAGCCCAGCCCAACUCUCCUCGAGAAGCUCCGAGGUAUAUACCUCAACUUCGCGGACAAGGACGCAGAGUGGGUGAAGCAGACGGAGUUCAAGGGAGGAGCGGAGGGGGGGCCACCCCUCGCCACCAACCACGACGUGAAGGCUGUGGAGUACUUCAUCAAGUGGAGGCUGACGCAAAUGUCGUCGGAGCCUGGGAUGGAGAAGCUGACCAAGGUCAAGGAGUUCGUCCACUUCGGCCUUACCUCGCAGGACAUCAACAACACCUGCUACCCCCUCAUGAUCCUCAACUUCUACCGCAGCGUCUACCUCCCCAAGCUCGCCCAAGUCCUCUGCGUGCUCGACUCGUACGCUAGGAGGUGGGCUGACGUGCCCCUCCUCGCCCGCACCCACGGGCAGCCAGCAUCCCCGACGCGCAUGGGCAAGGAGAUCAUGGUCUUCGUUCACAGGAUCAAGUCCCAGGUAGAGAACCUCGAGUCUGUGCCCCACUGCUCCAAGUUCGGAGGAGCCACGGGGAAUCUCAAUGCCCAUAAGGUCGCCUACCCCGACCGUGACUGGAUCGCGUUCUGCAAUGCUCUCAUCGACGGGCUCGGCCUGCAGCGCUUGCAGUGCACGACGCAGAUCGAGCACUACGACAACAUGGCAGCGCUCUUCGACGGCACGAGGAGGAUCAACGUCAUUCUCAUCGACCUCGCCCGCGACAUCUGGACUUACAUCUCCCAGGGGCUCUUCAAACAGAAGACCAAGGCUGGAGAGAUCGGCUCCUCCGCCAUGCCCCACAAGGUCAACCCGAUCGACUUCGAGAACGCGGAGGGCAACUUUGGCAUCGCUAACGCCAUCCUGGAGCACCUCAGCAACAAGCUCCCCAUCUCCCGCCUCCAGCGCGACCUCACCGACUCGACCGUCUCCCGCAACGUCGGCGUCCCCCUGGGCCACACCAUGGUGGCGCUCGACUCGAUGCUCAAGGGCCUUGGCAAGCUGCUGCUGGACGAGGCGGCCGUGUCGGCAGAUCUCAACGGGCACUGGGAAGUGACGGCAGAGGCGAUCCAGACAGUGCUGAGGAGGGAGCAGGUUGACGGAGCGUACGAGCUGCUGAAGGAGGAGACGAGAGGAGCAGCUGUGACGCAAGAGAGCAUCACGAGGUUCAUUGACAAGCUGGAGAAGCACGACACGAUCAAGCUGGAUGUCAUCGCCAGCCUACGUGCCAUCUCGCCGUCAAACUACGUUGGCUUUUUCGAGCCCGGCGAGGCUCUUGAGAAGUGGGCUGAGAGCAAGUUGAGCGCCAAGAGCCGCAAAGCUGUGUUGGAGGCGAUCGUAAGCCAGGUGAGGGGAAGGGAGGGGGGAGGGGGGGCGAAGGAAUGA